AUGGCUGAUGAACCUCGGCGAUCAGGUCGCGCGACCAAAGGACAGCACACAAAGGAGCGCGACGUCCCCGAAGAUGGAAUUACCAAGAAAAAGGGGAAAGGCAAGGCUGCCAAAAACAAGGCCGUGGAAGAAGAGGAAGAAGAGCCCGAAGAGAUCAUUCGAUGUGUAUGCGGCCAGUACGAGGAAGAGGAAGAUAAUCCUCGGACCAUGAUCUGCUGCGACAAGUGCUCAGCAUGGCAACACAACAGCUGCAUGGGCCUGCCUGAAGACUACGAGCCUGAGAAGUACUUCUGCGAGCAAUGCAAGCCGCAAGACCACAAGGCACUGCUUGCCGCCGUCGCGCGUGGAGAGAAGCCGUGGGAGGAAGCAAUUAGACAGAGGGAGGCUGAAUUGGCCGAGAAGGCGAAGAAGAAAGGGAAGAAGGGGAGGAAAUCUGCUGCUGGGCGAACGAGCGAAGUUGCGUCGCGCGCCUCUCAGGAUGUCGAUGAAGCUUCUGGCCCUGGCUCUAUAUCUACCCCCACUGCCGCUGGACAGAAGCGCAAGCUGGAGGAGUCACCCUCCGUAUCCGAAGUUAAGGUCCGCCUGCUCCUUCCGCAGAACGAGAAGCAUACGCUGACAUUAUUCCAGAGCAAGAAGGUUCGAGGGGUCGCCGCUGCUGACGCCAAUGGUGGUGAAGCAAUCAAGACCGAGACUCCUUCGCGGCAGGCUUCACGAUCAGAGUCCGUCUCGGGAGUUGCAAUGGACGCAAAGGAGUUGACUAAUGCUUCGAGGAAGUCAGCUGCGGCGAAUCUGAUCAAGCUCAUAGAACAGCAAAUCAAAGCCGUAAAGCCAGAGGAGUACACUAAGCCCGCUGGCAAGACUGACACCGAGAUCGCCGCCCAGCUUGGCCUGCGUAUCGAACAUGGCAUGUUCAACGCCCUGUGCGGAGGUAACGGCGAACCCAACGACGCAUACAAGAACCAGCUUCGGUCGAUCACCUACAAUGUGAAGAAAAACCGCACCUUGGGUGUACGUCUACUCAACGGAGACCUCUCACCAAACACUCUCGCAUCCAUGGACCCCAAAGACAUGGCGACCGAUGAACAGAAGAGCAAAGAAAAGGCUAUGAUCAAAGAGAUGGAGAGACAACAUACCAUCGUGGAAGAGCAGGGACCAAGAAUCAGACGGACACACAAAGGCGACGAGUAUGUCGAUGAAGCCAGGCAGGUCGCCGCCGAGUCCGCCACUUCCAAUGCGCCUGCCCGAAAGCCCAGUGCCGCCGCUGAGCAAGACGGAGAGGGCAAGAGUCCCGGAGGCAAAGGUCCCUCUGAGACGCAACCAGCCGCAGCCAGGGGAACGAGACCUCGAACAUCGGUCGACACGGCAAGACGUACCUCGUCCGCCAAUUUCGACAUAGACAAAGUCUGGUCGAAUGUUCAAGGCUCACCCGACGGCGAGACGCAGCGAUUUGGCGAACUUCCCCAGGCACAUUCGCCGCCAGCAGCAGUUCGAGAACCCAUGGCUCCAGGAACAACGGCCGACGCGGAAAUUGACGAGCUUCUCAAGGACGAAGACGCCGAGUCACCACCAUAUUCACCGAAGGACGCUGCAGAUGCUGAAGGCAUCGUCUGGCGCGGUGUCGUCAAUGGAGGCAGUCUCGGUCGAUUCCACGCCGUAGCAAGACACGCUGCCGGAGCUACACCCGACUCUGACACUCUGCGCAUGACCUACAGUGACCUCCUGCCGGCAGAGAUCGACAUUGGGGGCCGCAUUCAGCCUGCCCGAGCGGACGAAUACUUGUGUGGCCUGGAGUACAGUAACUCCUCAGACUUGGUCAUCGUCUGUCUGCCCGAGCCCACCAACUCGCACGAUCAAGAACAGUUCAAUAAAUUUUUCCGAUACUUCAAGCACAAGGAUCGCUUCGGUGUGGGGCUGCAGUACACGAACCCGGCCAUUAAGGAUAUCUAUCUGAUCCCUCUCGAAGUCGGGGAGGAAUUGCCUACGUUUGUGAAGAAGUUGGAAACCGACUUCCCAGACCCGACCCAGGAGAAGAUGCUGUUGGUACCCAUCGUUAUUAAGAAUAGCGAACUUCCUCACAACAUUGAUGCGGCAAUGGCUGAUGCAUCCGCGACCAAUGCUCGGAGCCCAACAAUGCCGGGAGGAUCGAUUGCGCAGACGCCCAUCACGCCUCGCGAUGGUGCCUUUCCAUACAGUCAGUCGCCCAUGCCAAACGCGUACGACAUGAAUGGAACACCUCAGAUCCACCAUGCACAGCAGGGCUUUGUACCCGCACCGGCACCAUCAUCCUCCUCCCCACCAAAUCAAUCAACAAUAUUCGCGCAGACUAUCCUUGGUCCCGAGCUAGCAUCCUGUCCUAGUGUGGUUCAGCUCUGUUCCCAAGCCCCCAACGCAGGCGAGAACGAAUUCCGCAUUGUCAAGGAGUGUCUGCAGCAGAACGCCGAGGCGAGGAAUGAUUUGUCAGUGCUCACGGUGAUGCUCCAGCGAGUAAUGCAGCAGUCGAAGGCAGGGGGUGCGACUGAGUCACCAAGAGCUUAG
Messenger RNA from Cladophialophora carrionii CBS 160.54, 2535 nucleotides. RefSeq lists its product as uncharacterized. Gene Ontology annotation, biological process: transcription elongation by RNA polymerase I; transcription elongation by RNA polymerase II; DNA-templated transcription. Bases 1 to 2535 code for a protein of 844 amino acids. Gene Ontology annotation, cellular component: nucleus. Gene Ontology annotation, molecular function: RNA polymerase II transcription regulatory region sequence-specific DNA binding. The transcript is spliced from 2 exons. The record is from RefSeq and is a predicted model, not a curated record. Lineage: Eukaryota; Fungi; Ascomycota; Eurotiomycetes; Chaetothyriales; Herpotrichiellaceae.